This is a messenger RNA of Thlaspi arvense, 1080 nucleotides long. Lineage: Eukaryota; Viridiplantae; Streptophyta; Magnoliopsida; Brassicales; Brassicaceae. The record is from the annotation of a GenBank genome assembly.
GGAACAACCACCACAUGCUCUACCCAACCAGCACAACAACCAGCUCCUUUUAAAUGUUUUUGAGUCUAAUAAAAUGCCAACACAUCUACUACUCUCACUUCUUCACAUUUAUAAAUAAGAUCCAGAGAAGCAAUUUUAAAAUAACACAUUGAAAUUGUUUCAAAGCUUAUUUUUUUUUAAAUUUAUAUCAAUAAAAAUUUGGUUGCAAAGUUAUUGUAACGCUUAUAGAAUGGUUGUGAAGCUAUACGGGCAGGUAACGGCAGCUUGUCCACAGAGGGUCUUGCUUUGUUUUCUGGAGAAAGAAAUUGAAUUUGAGAUUGUUCAUAUCGAUCUUGAUACAUUUGAGCAGAAAAAACCAGAACAUCUUCUUCGUCAGCCAUUUGGUCAAGUUCCAGCCAUAGAAGAUGGAGAUUUCAAGCUUUUUGAAUCAAGAGCCAUUGCGAGAUACUACGCGACCAAGUACUCGGACCAAGGCACGAACCUUUUGGGCAAGUCUCUAGAGCACCGAGCCAUCGUGGAUCAGUGGGCCGAUGUUGAGACCCAUUACUUCAACGUUCUGGCCCACCCCAUUGUGAUUAACCUAGUCAUCAAGCCUAGGUUAGGCGAAGAAUGUGACGUCGUUUUGGUCAAGGACCUCAAGGUGAAGCUUGAGGAAGUUUUGGACAUAUACGAGAACCGGCUUGCUUCGAACCGGUUUUUGGCUGGUGAUGAAUUCACCAUGGCUGAUUUGACGCACAUGCCAGCUAUGCGGUAUUUGAUGGGUAUAAUCGAUAUAAACCGGAUGGUCAAGGCUCGGGUGAAUAUGAACCGGUGGUGGGAAGAGAUUACGGCUAGACCGGCUUGGAAGAAGCUUAUGGUGAUGGCUGGUUCUUGAAUUAUUUCGAAUUUAUGGUGAUCUGAACCAAAUAAGCUUCAUAUUUUCUGUACUAUUUUCUUUAUCUAUGUUUUGUAAGUUUCAAUUGAUAAAAUAAAUUUACUUUUAAAGAUUUAAAUUCGUUAAUAUUUUCUUUAUCUAUGUUUUGUAAGUUUCAAUUGAUAAAAUAAAUUUACUUUUAAAGAUUUAAAUUCGUUAAUUCUCAA